This is a messenger RNA of Cataglyphis hispanica, 3967 nucleotides long. Its product is annotated as sphingomyelin phosphodiesterase. The transcript has 11 exons. Gene Ontology annotation, cellular component: lysosome. The record is from RefSeq and is a predicted model, not a curated record. Gene Ontology annotation, biological process: ceramide biosynthetic process; sphingomyelin catabolic process. Lineage: Eukaryota; Metazoa; Arthropoda; Insecta; Hymenoptera; Formicidae. Gene Ontology annotation, molecular function: acid sphingomyelin phosphodiesterase activity. The coding region runs from base 346 to 2496 and encodes 716 amino acids.
GUCUAGGAACUCUAGCGCUCAGUUUACGCCUACAUUCCGCGCGAGGGGUACGGUGGGUAACGCGAAAUAAACAAAUAAAAGACUGAGAACUGAGCUUCCAUUCGUGUUUACUACGUACGCGUUGCGUGACUUUCGUCUUAUCUAUGUUCCACAAAACGUGACGACACGAACAGUACAACAACGGAUUCCGCAAUGUCGCGGGAUUGAUUCAACGGAUGAACUGUCAGCCGGUACGCGUCUUGGUGGAUGCGUCUCGUUUUCACGAUUUUGUCAUUCGCUCUUCAUGUUCCACGCGCAUUCGCCACACUUCAAAAUUCGUGACGAUACCAAAGAGUACAAAAUAGUAUGCGUAGUCAAAGCAGGAUAUCGUCAAGUCUCAUCUUCCUGUUAUGCAUCUUUUUCUCCAGCUCGAUAUGGAUUGUUAUCGGAAACCCCAUUCGGUACAGGACGAGACGGGAAGCGGAGAUAGCAUCCACCAACUGGACUGCGUUGGCCGACGAAUGGAUCGCGGCAAAGGCCAGGGCCGCCGAAAAAAUGGACGUCGCUCUGCUACCGUUCAACGAGAGAUUUCGGGAAUUACCGCCUACGGUGGAGACCUUCGUUGUUAACGGCACGAAUCCUGAACAGAUGGCACGGUUAAAUUACUCGCGAAUGCUAUGGGAUAUGGAAACCGUUCAGUCGAGUGGACAUCUGUCUGGAUUCGUUGACAAGGCUCUUAAACUACUAGAUCUGAGGCAGGUCAUGAUGGAGGUUGAAACCUCCGUAAUGUCUAAAGUAUCUUGCACCGCGUGCAAAGUAGGUGCCGGCCUUCUGCAACAUUACAUAAAAGUCGGCAAGAGCGAUGAGGAGAUCAUGGCCAGUAUUUAUCAGUUCUGUGUGUCGCUUAAUAUACAGAGCGCUCGAGUCUGUCACGGAGUCACUCUGCUUUUUGGGGGAGAGGUGAUCUACGUGCUGAAGCAGGUGACCAUGGGUCCAGCGCAAAUCUGUAGCUUCGUGAUCGGCGACGCAUGCGAAGACGCGUUUAAUCCGCUACAUGAAUGGGAGGUGGCCUUUCCACCAGUCAAGAAACCGCCGAUCAAACCGCCGAUACCGCCGCAGGAAGGCGCACCGACUUUUAAGGUGCUGCAUAUCUCCGACACGCAUUAUGAUCCAUAUUAUCAGGAGGGCGCGAACGCCGAGUGCAACGAGCCGCUUUGCUGCCGGCUGACAAACGGUGCCCCUUUGACGGCCUCGGCCGCCGCCGGACGAUGGGGCGAUUACAGAAAAUGCGAUACACCCAAGAGAACAAUCGAUCAUAUGCUCAAGCACAUUGCCGAUACGCAUUUGGACAUUGAUUACAUUUUGUGGACGGGUGAUUUGCCACCUCACGAUGUAUGGAAUCAAACGCGAGAAGAAAAUCUAAAGGUGUUGCGUGAUACUGUCGCGCAAAUGGUAGAGAUGUUCCCCGGAAUACCGAUUUUUCCUGCCUUAGGAAAUCACGAAAGCGCGCCGGUCAACAGUUUUCCACCACCUUUUGUGCCUGAAGAAAACAGUAUCUCAUGGCUGUAUGACGAUCUCGAUAAACAAUGGCGACGGUGGCUACCAGCCGGUGUAUCGCAUACCGUUCGUCGCGGUGCUUUUUAUUCCGUUUUGGUUCGACCAGGUUUUAGAAUUCUUUCUGUUAACAUGAAUUACUGCAACAACAAAAACUGGUGGCUGCUAAUCAACAGCACGGACCCAGUCAGCGAGCUACAAUGGCUUGUAUAUGAGCUGCAAGGUGCCGAAAUCAAUGGUGAGAAGGUGCACAUAAUUGGCCACAUUCCACCUGGACACUCGGACUGCCUCAAGGUGUGGUCGAGGAAUUACUAUCACAUCAUCAAUCGCUAUGAAUCAACAAUCACGGCCCAGUUCUUCGGACAUACACAUUAUGACGAGUUCCAGAUAUUCUAUGAUACAUCAGAUCUUGGGAGAGCGCUCAGCAUUGCCUACGUUGGUCCUUCAGUCUCGCCGUAUUAUGAUUUGAAUCCCGGCUAUAGAAUAUAUUACGUCGAUGGAGAUCAUCCAAAAACUACAAGAAUGGUCAUCGAUCAUGAGAGCUGGGUCAUGAAUCUCAAGGAAGCGAAUCUUUAUGAUUAUCCGAUCUGGCAUAAGUUGUAUAGCGCGCGACAGGCCUAUCAAAUGGCAUCGCUCUUGCCGAAGGAUUGGGACUCCCUGAUCGACAAAAUGACCAACGAGCCAGCCCUCUUUGAUCUCUAUUACAAGCAUUACUAUAAGAAUUCUCCGGUGCGACCGGCGUGCAACGAUGAAUGUCGCAAGAGAUUGCUCUGUGAUCUGCGCAGCGGAAGAAGCCACGAUCGGAAAGCGUUAUGCCAGAGCUUAGAAGCAAGGAUCGGCAUCGAGACUAGAACGGGCUGGCGAGCGUGGAUCUAUAAAGGACUCGCAUUAUCAAUGUCAGUGGUGAUGGCCAUCCCUAGGUUUGCGUACAAUCUACCAAAGUACGUUUUAGGAUUGGGUUAGAGAAGAAAAAAACGAAUGUUAAAUGCAGAUGCGUGACUCAAUUUGUGAUGUUAAAUUAUUUAAAUAUUCACGACGUGUGGUAUUGUAGUAUUCAAGAUGCAAAUUUCGAUAUUAUUGACGACCGACGAUUAUUAUUCGUCGAAAUUGAAUAGCGCAUUUCGAUUCGUAAUUGCUCUCACAGAAUUUAACAUGCUAAUUUUUGAUAAAAGACUCUAUAAAUAAGAACAAAUUGAAAUAGAAAUUGAGAAAUAUUCAUUUUAUCUACGAAGUUAUCGGUGGACGAAACGAAUCGAAAAAUGAAUUUCUUGUGCAAAGUCAAAAAUUAAUUUUUUAAUUUUUAAAUUCAUAUAUUGAUUACAAAAUUUUUGCAUUCUAUUAAUACAAAGAGUCAAACUUUAUCUUGAACAUUAAGAAUUUGUAACUUUGUAAAGUAAAUUCUAAUUCACCUAUUUUCUUCUUUAGCAAAUCACAUACAACCACGUAUAUUUUUUUUUUUUUUUAACGAAGAUGAGCAUAAAGGUCUAAAAAUAAAUAGCGACCAAGAGUGAUAUAUUACAUAAUUACAUAUAUGUACAUUAAAUAUAGCAUAUUUUAGCAGAUUUAUUCGCAAAAGAUAAACGUGCGAUCUUCUCACUUGAAGAAACAUGAUCGUGAAAUCACGUGUGCUUUGAAUCAAAGAUUAAAACAAUAAUAUUUCAAUGAGUUUAGUUUGUAUAUGCGAGAAAAAAAUCUUAUGUCGCGCUACUACUUAAUCUAUUUGAGUGAUUAAGUAUUUUAUUAUCGCGUGUCUCUAUAGUAUGCAAAUCUGAACUCAACGAAAUUAUAAUAAGUUUUCGAAACCUCCUUUGAGAGUUUUCUCUAAUAACGGGCGUUGUGUAUAUAAUAUGUAAAUAUAUGCAAAUAUGAUCGCGCGCAGAUUAAUAUCUUCUUUCUCAUUAGUUAUUAGUUAACGAGCGAUUAAUUCAUUAAUUCAACGGCACGUGAUGAAUAUUUCCACGUGAAAUCAUUCUACUUAUAAUAGGUCAGUAAUUAAAUCUCAUGUGUGUUUAUCGAUGAAAUAUUUUAUUGUUAGUUAAAUCUGAUACAACACGUCAUAUGUGCGCGCGCGAUCUUCGGGUGAGGCAAAUAAAUUCAUGGAUCAAAUGAACCCGAUAUUUAACACUACUAAACGUGGGGUAUAAUCGAUUUCUCCCCCAGUCAUCUCUGCAACGAAACAUUUAAAAUAUAUUGCAAUGUGAAUUUACAGAUCGAAAAUCGCGAAUACUCCCAGUGUUCCUAAUAUUUCGAUUAAUUGAUGACCUAGUCCAAGAUGCGUGUUGAUUACUGUUGACUAUUUUAUUCAUAUAUAGCAUAUUAUAUAUAUAUAUAUAUAUAUAUAUAUAUAUAUAUAUAUAUAUAUGAAUAAUGACAUAUACUUAAUUGCGCAGAGAGAGAAAGUCACGUAUGAGCGAAAUUCUUGUAUAUAAAGAAA